AUGUUGGAUGCUCUGGUGCUCUGGAAGAUAGAACGACGCUGCACAGGCACCCCGCAGCAAAAAAGCUUUCACCACGUCUACGAGCUCUCUGAUGAAGCCAUUGCAAGACUUGCGCUGGCUCUGAUCGAAACAGGACUGGCAGUCAAGGAGGGAAGCGUGCAGCAGAGCGCUUUCGGUGGUCCAUACGAGAUGACGUCACACCGCGCGUGGAUUGAUCACGAGCAAAACGUUCGAGCUCGGUAUACCAAUGAAUCCAAGUUCUUUGCAACAUUCCUUCUCAAGGUUUGUCCAUCGGCCAAAGAUUAUGAUCACGCAAUCGAGACUGGCAGCAGCGCUGCAGAGGCGCUACAGUCUAUGAUCAAAGAACCGACCCGGGAGCAGACAUCUGCUUAUCGGACACCAGAUGUCUAUGCAGCCUUCUGGAUUCAGUUUUGCCCCGAUAUGGAUUUCAUGCAGAAGGAGCACUGGACCAACGUGAAGAGUACGAUCAUGGAAUGCCUGGCCCUGGGUGUGGUCCCCAUCAUCAACGAAAACGACUCCACCAACACGGCUGAGCUCCGGUUCGGCGACAAUGAUAACCUCGCUGCUCUCACAGCAGUCCAGCUGGAGGCUGAUGCGCUGUGCUUGUUUACGGAUGUCAGCUGCGUCUACACCGCGAACCCGCGGACGAAUCCGGAUGCGAAGCCUUUGCACAUCGUGCCGGAGCCCUGGGCACUGCGAGUCGAGACAAAGGAUGCCGGCAGCGGACUCGGCACGGGUGGUAUGGCCACGAAGAUCUUGGCUGCGCGCACUGCCUCUGUCUCUGGCAUCCCCUGCGUGCUGCUGAACUCCAGCUUUCCCAAGCGCCUUUUGGGGCUUUUGGACUUCGCGCCGCCGGAGGCUCCGGAUGAAGUGAAGCUGCCGGAGGAGGCCACCUAUUUCAUGGCAAUGGAUUGCGCGCAGACGGUGCAUGACACCCGCCGCUGGAUCGUUUCGCUGCCGGUAGCUGGCGAGCUCACCUUGGACGAUGGCGCUGCCAGAGCCUUGGGUGCGAAGAAGAGUCUGCUCCCUGCAGGCGUUCGGCAGGUGCAGGGCACGUUCAUGCGCAAUGAAGCUGUGCGGCUCUGCCAUGCAGGGAGCGAGGUUGCACGCGGCAUCGUCAACUUUUCCUCGGAGCAGUUGUCUCGAAUCUUGGGCAAGAGCUCCCACGAGUUCGAAGAUCUGCUGGGCUUCUCCACAUGCACCGAGGCCAUCUACCGUGGCAACAUCAUCCUGACCACUUCCGUGGAAGCGCUUCAGGCGAUCGAGGUGGUCCCACGGAUGCGAUCUAGCUUCUCCGCGAAUCAGGUGACGUCUCUUUCCCGCUCCGACUCCAUGGAUUCGGGUAUGGACCCGUGA
Molecule: messenger RNA, 1377 nt
Organism: Symbiodinium sp. CCMP2592
Lineage: Eukaryota; Dinophyceae; Suessiales; Symbiodiniaceae
Source: the annotation of a GenBank genome assembly